AUGAUCCAUACUGGGGAAAAGCCAUAUCAGUGUGCUACAUGUGGGAAGGGUUUCAAAACCAACCGAGAGCUCACUGUCCAUCAGAGAACACAUACUGGAGAAAAGCCAUAUCUGUGUACAGAGUGUGGAAAGGCUUUUACUCAGGCAGGGGAUCUCAAGAAACACCAGAGGAUACAUACUGGGGAAAAGUCAUAUCCGUGUUCAGAGUGUGGAAAGCGUUUUACUGAUGCGGGUAGUCUCAAGAAACACCGGAUGAUACAUACUGGGGAAAAGCCAUAUCGGUGCUCAGACUGUGGAAAGACUUUCAGAACGUUGGUUCAGCUCAAGAUACACCAGAGGAUGCAUACUGGGGAAAAGUGUUAUCACUGUUCAGACUGUGGAAAGACUUUCGCUGAUUUGUCUACUCUCAAGUUACACCAGAAAAUCCAUAGUGGAGAAAAGUGUUAUCACUGUUUAGAUUGUGGAAAGGCUUUUGCUCGUUUGUCUAACCUCAAACACCACCAGAAAGUCCAUACUGGGGAAAAGCCAUAUCCGUGUGCUACAUGUGCGAAGAUUUUCAAAACCAACAGAGCGCUUACUGUCCAUCAGAGAACACAUACUGGAGAAAAGCCAUAUCAGUGUGCAGAGUGUGGAAAGACUUUCAGAACAAGCUCAAUGCUCACUGUCCAUCAGAGAAUACAUACUGGAGAAAAACCAUAUCGGUGUUCAGAGUAGUGUGGAAAGACUUUCACAACAAUCUCAGAGCUCACUGUCCAUCAGAUAAUACAUACUGGAGAAAAACCAUAUCGGUGUUCAGAGUGUGGAAAGACUUUCAGAUCAAGCUCAGAGCUCACUGUCCAUCAGAGAACACAUACUGGAGAGAAGCCAUAUCGGUGUUCAGAUUGUGUGAAGGUCGCCAGUGUCUCACAAGAAUGCCUUCCGAUCUAG
This is a messenger RNA of Alosa alosa (allis shad), 927 nucleotides long. Its product is annotated as zinc finger protein ZFP2-like. Lineage: Eukaryota; Metazoa; Chordata; Actinopteri; Clupeiformes; Clupeidae. Gene Ontology annotation, biological process: regulation of transcription by RNA polymerase II. Gene Ontology annotation, molecular function: DNA-binding transcription factor activity, RNA polymerase II-specific; RNA polymerase II cis-regulatory region sequence-specific DNA binding. The record is from RefSeq and is a predicted model, not a curated record. The transcript has 3 exons.